CAAUAGUAAGACAGACGCUAUUUGGAUAACCAGGUAAAGGGUCAGGGGUCAUCAUACAUCCGGGACACUGUGCGUCCUUUCGAGAACAUCCAAGAUGGUGGUGGAAAAACUUGCAAUCGCUGACGAGUUCGAAGAUGAUCCUCCAGAGGAGGAGGAGGAGGAAGAAGAAGAUGAGGAAGACCUGGAGGACCCGAUGGACACCAUCAAAGAGGAGUGCCAGAACAGCCACCACUGCUCGCAGUACAAGUCCAGGUUUAUGGAGUGUGAGGACCGGGUCAGCAGCGGGAACGGCGAGCCCGACGAACACUGCACGGAGGAACUGCUCGACUUUCUACACUGCGCCGAUCACUGUCUAGUGGGCAAGUUGUGGCCGACCAUGAAAUAAGAACACUCCUCUCUGCUGCACUCCUGCACACAAGGCUUGCUGUUUCCAAACAAUGGUGUUGGAGUGGAGAAAAAAAUAUAGAGAAAAAUAGUUUAUCGUAGAAUAGUUCUCAACACUGUAACUGUAGAAAUCAGUAUUUGUCUGUUUGCAGUUCCAUCUAGGUGAUGUCAGACUAGUUCAAGUAAUAAUGCAGACUGCAUAGAUCUGCUACUGUUACUAUGGAGACAGUUGUCAUGGUGACAGUUGCUAUGGAGACAGUUGUCAUGGAGACAGUUGCCAUGGAGACAGUUGCCAUGGACGGUCUUCAUUUUAGUAAUGGUAGUCUUAUGUACAAGUUGACAACAGCAAUGAAAACUUGUCCAUCACAAGCAUCUUCCAAUGUACUACAGUAACCUGUUACAGCUCCGCUGUUAAAGUAGAUACUACUUUAUUUUACUUUCCUGACAUUAUGAUUAAAAGCUGCAACUUGAACUUUAAGCAGCACAUACUACUGCAUGUAUGUCCUACUCUGACCAGUGUCCUCUCAUGUUGAUAUUAAAGUUGUUUCCCAUGUAAA
This is a messenger RNA of Branchiostoma floridae (Florida lancelet), 941 nucleotides long. RefSeq names its product cytochrome b-c1 complex subunit 6, mitochondrial-like. Bases 95 to 385 code for a protein of 96 amino acids. The record is from RefSeq and is a predicted model, not a curated record. NCBI's taxonomy places the organism in Eukaryota, Metazoa, Chordata, Leptocardii, Amphioxiformes, Branchiostomatidae. The transcript has 4 exons. Gene Ontology annotation, biological process: mitochondrial electron transport, ubiquinol to cytochrome c.